AUGACUACCGUGGGCAGGAUCAGCUUCACGGUGCGGAGCCUUUUGGAUUUACCCGAGCCGGAAGGCGGCGGAGGCAAGGAGCAGGACCCCAGCGAGGGAUACGGCCGCUCCCUGUACCGGGAAUGGAUGGAAACGGACAGGAGCCAGUAUCUGUGUGAGUGCGGGGCGGCGGCGGGGAUCGCACAGGGAUGAAGGGCUUGGGGGAGAUCCGGGGAAGAGGGAGGGAGAAAAUAAAGGCGACCACCAUCUUAGAGGGAGAUGUAACAGGCAGGGAGAUAACGGGGACGUGGUGGUCACCCAGAGAUAAUGGGCGGAGGAAUAUUGAACCCCAACAAUAUUGCUGGGCAGAGAUGAUGGAAAGGUGUGUGCGUGCGGCAGAGAGGGGAGAACACACCCACUCCACCGAAGGGAAAUCGAUAUCGCUAUGCAUUGAGGAGAUAUUGAGCGAGAGAUGUCAUAUUUGACUUUCAUACAUAUCGCUCGUGUACGCAAGUGUGUGUACACGGACCCAGGGACGCCCACACACUCGUUACUCAAAGCAAGGCAGAAAUACAUUUCUUCCUAUCAUAAAGCUUACUCCAGGCAAAACCGUGAGAUCCCUGUAAUAGCCUUUGUGCUUAGGAAUGGUCCUGCUUAGGUAUUGUCUCCUCGGCGCUGACAUCUUCAAGAUGGACACAUAUGCGUCUGUUCAGAUAUUAAUAUAAUAUGUAUUUACUAAUUGGUCACGUAUUAUAUACUAAAACUAUUACGACUUCACAUGUAGGGUUAUUUUUUUGUUUCUUGACGGUGCCUUUUACCUCGACUAUUAAUGCUUUGCCGAUUAUAUAUCUACCGUUUUCUACAGAAAAUGUACCAUACGAAUUUAAGGACACUUCCUCAGCCAGAAAAUUCAAUUGAAUGAACGUGUGCCUAGAUGAAGAUGUUGGCAAAUAUAUAAUAUAUGAUUCUAUAGUCUUUUUUUAAAAAAAUAGAUUAUUCAUAGGUUUUUAUAAUUGUUUAGAGGCAGGGAAAUAGAUUUCAUAGAGAUAUUUCCCACCUUAUGGAAAAUCAAAACAUUUUCUGUAGAUAAAAAUAAGAAACUAAGCUCAGCCCAGUAUACAAUCUAUACCACAGUUGCUGUAAUUAGUUAAUAUUACUGUAGUAAUUAUAAUGUAGAAUAUGCUUGUAUUUCUGGGCAACAAGAUUAGAUCCGUGGCUGUCUUUUGUAGUUUUUCCCCCGAGGGGCUCAGUUUGUUUAAUUACAAAACACGCUUCAGUGUAUCCCUGGGCAAUUUCCUCAUCAUAGUGAUCUCUACGGUCUGUCUUUCCCUCCCCUUCCCUCACCACCGAUUUCUGUUUCCAAGUAAUGGCUCUUAAAGCACUGUAGUCUAUUUCUGCGGUAGUUAGUAUGUACGCAUGUACCAAAUUCCAGCCUUUCUACAGAAUCCAUGGCUUAGAUCAUGAUGGUAAUAUAAUAGUGAAAGAUGAUCUGACUCAUCCAUCCAUCGAUUCAUAUUUGUUCUAAGCCCAAUAAAGUCCAGCGCUUGGAUUCAGGUCCCAUUGGUCUGAACUCCAGCUGAAUGCUAACCAAGUUAUGGGUAAAAUCCAGCCACACUUAAGUUUUUGGUUUUUCAAAAGAAGUCCAAUUGAUUUCAGUGGGAGAUGUAGCCACGUGUUUUUAUUUCCCUUUGAAAUCAAUGGGACAGAGCUUAAUUUGGACUGGCUAGGCAGUGAUUUUUGCUUCCACCCCAGUGAGGUUUGGAGAAAUGUUCGAUCAAGGAAAAUGAGGGGGGCGGACUUAAUGAAAUCCAUACCUACAAGCCUCACUCCUGCCGAAUCGUGCUGCCUGCAGCCUUGUAAAAUAUAAGCUCCCCCUCCCUACGAUCCCCCAAUAGCCUUUUCAGGCUGCCGUUUAGUCCGAUCCUAUGCAUAUUUGCUCAGAAUUAAGUCCCAUUGGAUGCGAAGAGACUCCCAAGUAAACGCGCCCAAGAUUGCGACCUUCGAUGGAAGUAACUUUGGUUCCACCGAGAGCAGAUGGGUUUACAGGCUGUGUGCCCGCUAAACCUUUAAAGCACACAUACAUACCCCAUUAAAUCCUGGGAAUUGUAGUUUGCUAAGGGUGCCGAGAAUUGCAGCUCUGUGAGGAGUAAACUAUAGUUGCCGGAAUUAUUUGGGUGAGUGGGUGUGCUAGAAAUGGAUGUUGUGUACGCAGCUUAAGUCCAAGUCAACUUUUUUCCGGUAGUAUUGCCAAUAGUUUAAGCUCCCUUGUACUCAAGAUGAGGAGAGUAGUGGGUCGUUUUCCAGGCCUCGGCUCUGCUUUCACCAAAAGCAGAUCCCCUAAUUAAAUACAAGAGUCUGCCGCUCCAGAAGAUGCUUCUCGUUUGGCCCAAUGUUUCCAGAAGCGGAGUAGCAGUUCUUGGAGAUCUAAGGACCCUUCCUAUUGUAGAACAGGAACGGCUUGCAUCUUAAAUCUCCGGCACUAAAUUAAGGAAAUACACAAACGAGUACGAGUCCAUUUACAGACAGAGUAAUUCAUAACGUGUACGAGCUUAUUUAAAAUCCUAAUAACCCAGCUCAGUCUUCCAAAACGCUUCUUAGGAAAAUGGUGCGCCCCGAGGGCUUCCUGGUGGGGUCUUCCGGAGGCAAUGGCCCUUGGCCAUAAACCCUGGCAGGUAUUCUUGCUGAUGCGCCUCCAUUCCGAUUUUUUCCCAUCCGCCACUUCGAUGAGAGCUGGUCCCUUCGCAGCUAAGCGACUCCUGAAUGAGAGGAGGUGGGGAGAGAUUCUUGUCACAGAAAGACAGACAGGAAGACAGACCCAUUGGUUUCUAGAAGCAUGUCUCACGCACCAUAUAACCAAAGCACGCCCUUUUGCCAUUAGUAAAUCCACCAGGAAUAUCACUUCCACAUACCCACCCACCACCCAUGCUUAGGAUAACAAAUGCGCUCAGCCGCAUCUUCUCUUCUUUUAGCUUAGUAAGGCGAGCGGCUGCUUGGGGGGCUUCCGGGAGAUCUCUUGAUCUAACCUUACGCUUGGAGACGGCGCAUACAAAAGGGUACUUUAAAAUAGAUGUUGAGCCCUUGCAGCUGGGCGUGUGUGUGUAUGGGAAAGGCAAUUAGAAGUAUGAGAAAGGUUAAUAGAUUUUUGGGCAUCCGAUAAAUGUCUACCUCUCACUUUUCUUGUUCUUUUCUCACACUCACUCACUCACUCACAUACAUAUAUACGCACCCUACAAACCACCAAAUGCACCGAUCAUUGUUAUUUACUGUUUUGCAGCUUUAGCAAGCGCUCCAGCUGCCCAACUAUGAUUAAAAAAAUAAGAUAAAACGCAAAAGAUUAGGAACUCAGCGAGCUAAAAGCAACAAACCCGUUUCUGCAAUUGUACAAUUAAUAUUUCGUAAAAGGACUGGCUGGAGCUCGUUGAAAUCAAAGGGAGAUUUUCGCUAUUCUAAAACUCUUCCAAUAGAUAGGGUAAGCGAAGAACAAUAUUUCAUCAAGAUGAUAGCUGAAAGGAAAUCUUGCCCGCAGUCUCGCGCUUAACUCGCGUGACACAGAAGCGGUAUUGCUGUCUUCUCAACGCAAACCACAGGAAGGCGGUUUCGGCUGCGCAACUUCUCCCGCGUCCUAGUGCUGCUCCUGUUCCUGUCGGAGGUUUUUGCUGAAGCGGGUUGGUGCUCCAGGAGACUAGUUAACCUCAGUCUCCAGUGUUGUUGGCUGGCAACAAAACAUUAAACUAUGCCUAAAAUAGCCACAUUUAAAUAUCAAGAUGAGGCGGAUGAGAAUUCUCAGAGUCAUCUCUAGGCAAGGUUGGGAAUGUCUCCCUUGUGAAACCCUGGAGAGCUACUCCCGUGCAUGGGACCAGUGGUUUGAUUUAGUAUAAAGAAACUUCGUGCGUCCCUCUGUAAAUCCUACCCGAUCCAUCAUCAAAGCCCUGUCCAAAUAAAAAGGUCACAGUGCGCCCAAAUAAAAGCGCUACCGUUUCGGUUCUUGGCCUUCGGCUUUGUCGGAUCUCCAGAGAAAAUGGAACUAUGGGUGGCUGGGCAGAUUUAUUUCUGCAUUUUGUGUGUGGCUAUAGCUAUAUAUUCUAGAAAUACACAUAUCAGGUAAAAGAAAGUGCUUCUUCACGCAGCGCACAGUUAAACUGUGGAACUCACCUCCACGGGAGGCAGUGACAGCCCCCAACUUGGAUGGCUUUAAGACAGGAUUGGACAGAUUCAUGGAAGAGAGGGCUAUCAAGUGCGACUAGCCAUGAUGACUAUGUUUCUGAAUGCCUGUUGCUGUAAACCACAGGAGGUGAGAGUACUCUUGGGAUGAACAACUGCUUAGGAGUUUUCUACAGGCAUCUGGUUUCCCACUGUGAGAGCAGGAUGCUGGACUAGAUGGGCCAUGGGCCUGAUCCAGCAGGCUCUUCCCCAUGCCCUCUUUCUUCACAAUCACAGCAUAAUGUACCAUUCAGACCUAACCAUUGAAUCCAUUGAACAGUACAGUGGUACGUCGGGUUACAUACGCUUUAGGUUACAGACUCCGCUAACCCAGAAAUAUUACCUCCGGUUAAGAACUUUGCUUCAGGAUGAGCUGAAAUCGCGCAGCGGCAGCGGGGGCCCCAUUAGCUAAAGUGGUGCUUCAGGUUAAGAACAGUUUUGGGUUAAGAACAGACCUCCAGAACGAACUAAGUUCUUAACCCGAGGUACCACUAUAUUUCAUUGAUGAUGUUGUUGUUGUUGAUGAUGUUUCGACUGCGCUUUCAGUCUUCCGGAAUUUCCUAAUCCUCGCUUACACGCGUCCCUUUGCAGCGGUAAAUAAGCAAAUGAUAACCAGGAAGCGGGAUCUAACGCGCCUGCCUUGUCUCCUUCCCUCCCCAACCCUUGCCUUGCCCCGCAGCUUCGGACGAGAGCGGCCCCGAGAGCAGAUCGCGGCCGGCCGCCGCCUCGACGCGAGCGGACGAGGACGACGACGAGAAGAAGAAGAAGCGCAGAGUUCUUUUCUCCAAGGCGCAGACUCUGGCGCUGGAGCGGCGCUUCCGUCAGCAGCGCUACCUGUCUGCGCCCGAGCGGGAGCAGCUGGCGCACUUGCUGCGCCUGACGCCCACGCAAGUCAAGAUCUGGUUCCAGAACCACCGCUACAAGAUGAAGCGCGCCAAGGGCAGCGGCGCCGGAGGAGAGCGCGCCGGGGAAGGAGCCGGCGCCGGAGGAGCGGCGGCGGCGCCUCUCCUGCGCAGGGUGGUGGUGCCCGUGCUGGUGCGCGAAGGCAAGGCGUGCCAGAGCUGCAGCGGCGCUGCGCAGGACUACGGCGGCGCCCAGAGCGCGCUCGGCCUCCAGGGCUACCCGGCGUUCCCGCAGACCGCCUCGCUAAGCCUCUUCCCCGCCUACCAGCACUUAGCGCCCCCGGCCCUUGUAUCCUGGAACUGGGGGUGA
Molecule: messenger RNA, 5391 nt
Organism: Podarcis lilfordi (Lilford's wall lizard)
Lineage: Eukaryota; Metazoa; Chordata; Lepidosauria; Squamata; Lacertidae
Source: the annotation of a GenBank genome assembly